AUGUGUAUGUAAGAAUUUUAUGCAUUCAUAACACGUAAAUCCUAAAACAAAAGAAUAAUUUUAGCAAAAUUUUUUUAAGUAAGCAUAAUUAGCACUGAGAGUUAUCCUAAAUAUAUAGAAUUCAAUAUAGAUUAAUGCACUUACACGGGCUUUAUCGCCAUAAUUGGAAGUUAUGUAUGUCCUAUUCAAGUAUAAGUAGGCAGUCCAGGUUAGUAAUUGGCACUCUCAAUUGCAAUUAAUAGGAUUCUACCAAAGGAAGAAAUAUAAUCAGGGAUGAGUUUUUUAUUAACUAAUGAGUGUAUACUUAAGAAUAAGUGUAUGUCUUUAAUUCCAUUAAAAAAAUUUGGUACAGCAUUUAAUCCAGAACUAACCAAAUCAUUAAAUAAAACGGGAAUUAAUUAUUCAAACAUGAUCAAUGGAAGUAUAUAAAAAAUAAGCGGCGAAUAUUCAUCAGAUUUAUUUUAGAUUUCAGAUGAAAUAGAAUAAAAAAUUAGGAUUCCAUUUCUUUUAGUUGAUUCAGUGUAGACUACGAAUCCUAUUUCAGGAAUACUAAAUUUCGAAAGACAUAAUAUAAACAGCUUAAUACUUUAAGGAUAUUUGCAAAAUUAACUCAAAACACCUAAGUUUGCCAUAACAACUGAAAAUAAAGUAGGAAAGCUUUAUUAUGAUGAAAUACCAAAAUAUUUAAAUAAUGCAAUUGAGAUAAAAACGAAAUCUUCUGAUUUAUGGGAUUUAAAAAUUAUAGGUUUGCUUUUGGAAGAUAAAGAUGGAUAGCUAAUUACCUCUUAAAGAAAUACUCGCAUCUACUCACUAAGCACGAGAACGCAGUGA
Tetrahymena thermophila SB210 is the source of this 831-nucleotide messenger RNA. RefSeq lists its product as hypothetical. NCBI's taxonomy places the organism in Eukaryota, Ciliophora, Oligohymenophorea, Hymenostomatida, Tetrahymenidae. The record is from RefSeq and is a predicted model, not a curated record. The transcript is spliced from 8 exons.